AUGGCGCCCUCGGCCGUCGCCCAGCCCAAACGCACGCCCUCGCGCCUGGGCAUGGGAACCCUGCCCGGGCCGGAGUCCGACGACCGCCCCAAGCGGCGACGCACCGCCGCCGCCCAGUCGCUGGCGGUGCUGCACCUGAGCACGCUGUCCUCCUCCUCCUCCAGCGAGAGCAGCAGCAGCGGGUCGGAGUCCGCCAGCAGCAGCAGCAGCGGGGGCAGCACGGAGGUGGACUCCGACUCGGAGCGCAUGGGGGAGGGGCCCAGCGGGCGCCGGGGAGACACGGCCUGGUCGGCCGGACUGAAUGCCACUGGGCUGUCAGAGGAGGAGCAAGGGAUCCUGCCCCCCGGCAUGAACAGGACGCUGUAUGUGCGCCUGCGCAACCGCAUCCUCAAUCGCUGGAGGAAAAAUGUUGGGCGCUACUGUGACCAGGAAUCGGUGGUGGCCAGCGUUGCAGAACCUGAGCGAGCAGCGGCCCUGCUAGCCUGGAAAUUCCUCACACUCAAGGGCUACAUCAACUUUGGCGUGUCGCCGGCGGUGUCUGCGCGCAUGCGGGCCACCACCGACGCGCGCGGGUCCGUGGUGGUGAUCGGCGCGGGGUGUGCAGGGCUGGCAGCUGCCCGGCAGCUGCGCACCUUUGGCUACCGGGUGGUGGUUCUGGAGGGCCGCAACAGGCCCGGCGGCCGCGUGCAUACUCUGCGCCUGGAGGGUCCCGGCGGUGUGGCGGCGGUUGGGGAGCUGGGCGCCUCCAUCAUCACGGGGGUGGAUGGCAACCCAGCGGCCAUCAUCGCCACGCAGCUGGGCAUCCCCAUGGCGACCAUCCGCACGCACACACCGAUCUACCUCGAAGGGGGGGUGGAGGCCAAUAAAACCCUCGACGAAAAGGUGGAGGCCCACCACAACUUCCUGCUGGACGAGUGCCACCAGAUCCGGGAGCGGCUGGCCGCCGCCGGCGGCGACCAGCCCCUGGGCCAGACCUUGGAGGCCCUGUGGACCGAGCACCUGCCCCGCCUGGGACUGGCCUCGGCCGCAGACCUGGCCCAGGCGCGGCAGCUGUUCGAGUGGCACCUGGCCAACCUGGAGUUUGCCAACUCGGAGCGGCUGGACAGCCUGUCCCUGCGCCACUGGGACCAGGACGACCCCAACGAGCUGCCCGGUGCGCACACCUUUGUCCCCGGCGGCAACGCGCGCUGGGUGCGCGAGCUGGCCCGCGACCUGGUGAUCUACUACGACUCCCCCGCCCGCGCCGUGCACUACGGGGCGCGGGGGGUGGAGGUGCACACGCCGCGGCACACCUUCCGGGCGGAUGCCGCCGUGGUCACCGUGCCCCUGGGCUGCCUGAAGGCCGGGGAUGUGGAGUUCAGGCCGGCGCUGACGCCGCGCAAGCUGGGCGCGGUGGCGCGCAUCAACUUUGGGACGCUGAACAAGGUGGUCCUCCUCUUCCCCCACGCGUUCUGGGGCGGGGAGCUGGACAUGUUUGGCCGCGCCACGCCCUCCCCCGACCACCGCGGCGACUCCUUCCUCUUCUACUCCGCCGACGUGCUGUCCGGCGGCGCCGUCCUGGUCGCCCUCGUGGCAGGUGCCGCCGCAGCUGAGUACGAGACGCUGACCGCCACGGUGGCCACCUCGCGAGUCAUGGGCACGCUGCGCGCGCUGUUUGAGCCGCGGGGCAUUCGCGUCCCGGCACCCCUCCAGGCCGGGGUCACGCGCUGGGGCUCCGACCCCAUGUGCCGCGGCUCCUACUCCUCCCUCUCUGUCGGCGCGCUGGGCGGCGCCGACUAUGACGUCCUGGCGGAGAACCUGGGGGGGAGGGUGUUCUUCUCGGGCGAGGCGACCAACCGCAAGUACCCCGCCACGAUGCACGGCGCCCUCAUCUCCGGCUUCGCCUGCGCCGCCAACGUCCACGCCUGCGCUCAGCGCCUAGCCCUGGGCCUAGCCACCUGCUCGCCGCCUCUGAAGGAGGAGGAGGCCGUCGGGAAGCCCGCCCCGCCUCACUCGGUGCCCGUGCCGUCGCAUCGAUUUGCGCGUGCGCGAGCAGAGGACUCAGCGGCAGCGGACGCGUGGGCAGAGGACGCGGGCGCGGCAGCCGCAUGGGUCCAUCACGCAGGUGCGCCCCCCGUCGGAGCCGGCGGCGCACGGGCGCCCUCCGCCCAAUCAGACGGCGCACGCGCGCCCCCCGGUCAGCCCUGCCCCGCCCCGGCGACCCUCGUUCAGGCCAUCCUGGAGCGCACACGUCACGGCGAGGCCCCGCCCGCCGAGGCCCCGCCCGUCGAGGCGCGCCCCGCCAAGGCGCCGCCCAACCCUGCGUCCCGGCAGGCGGCCUCGCCCGCGCGCGCCUCGGAGCCGGCGGCCUCGCCCGCCCCCGCACCCAUGCGGGCGGCCCGCAGCCAGGCCCCGCCUGCCUGGGAGGAAGACCUGGCUCGCGUGGAGCGCGUGCUCGCGCUCCACCCCCCAGACCUGGAGUUUGGCCACUUCACCGCCAUGCACGGCCCCCGCGCCCAGAGCCUGCUGACGUGGUGGGUGGAGGGCCGGGCGGGGCCCCGCCCCCUGGCCAUCCACAGCGUGCUGUCCACGGCCCGCGUGGAGGACCUGGCGGACUGCCCUGGGGGCGACGCGGCGCGGCUGAGCCUCUGGCUGGCCGGGCCGGGGACCGACCCGCUGCAGCGCGCCGGCUUCCAGCCGCACCACGCGGCCUGGCUCGUGGAGCUGGAGGCGGCGGUGGCGGCGCGGACAUAG
This is a messenger RNA of Auxenochlorella protothecoides, 2733 nucleotides long. Its product is annotated as Lysine-specific histone demethylase 1-like protein 1. NCBI's taxonomy places the organism in Eukaryota, Viridiplantae, Chlorophyta, Trebouxiophyceae, Chlorellales, Chlorellaceae. Bases 1 to 2733 code for a protein of 910 amino acids. Gene Ontology annotation, molecular function: protein binding; oxidoreductase activity. The transcript has 7 exons. The record is from RefSeq and is a predicted model, not a curated record.